This is a messenger RNA of Arabidopsis thaliana (thale cress), 1518 nucleotides long. Its product is annotated as Cyclase family protein. Lineage: Eukaryota; Viridiplantae; Streptophyta; Magnoliopsida; Brassicales; Brassicaceae. Bases 147 to 914 code for a protein of 255 amino acids. Gene Ontology annotation, biological process: L-tryptophan catabolic process. Gene Ontology annotation, molecular function: arylformamidase activity. The transcript has 7 exons. The record is from RefSeq and is marked reviewed.
AUUUUUAGUCAAUAUAGACGGUUUUGCCAAACUCAAAAGUCAAAAGUCAAAGGUCAAAGGAGUCCAUUAUAUAAACCAUAGCUUAAUCAUUUGAUUACUAAACACUAGUAUAAAAAAUUGAACCCGUUAACCGGCGACCCGAAACAAUGACCCGGUCCGUCAGUUUCCCUCUCUUCCUCUUCGCCGUUGUACUCUCCCUCUCUUCUUCUCUCCUCGCCGACGAUCCCAAACCAAUCCGCCGUGAGGUCUACGAAGGAGGUAAGAUAUACGACAUCAGCCAUCGUUACACGCCGGAGAUUCCAGCUUGGGAAUCUUCGGAAGGAUUGGGAAAGACGUUCCUGCGAUUAGCCGCGAGUAUGAAGAAUGGAUCAUUCGCUAACGUAUCGGAGAUGAAACUAUCUGUUCACUCUGGAACUCACGUGGAUGCUCCAGGUCACUUUUGGGAUAAUUAUUACGAUGCUGGUUUUGAUACUGAUUCGCUUGAUCUCCAAGUCCUAAAUGGUCCUGCUUUGUUGGUUGAUGUUCCGAGAGAUAAGAACAUUACUGCUGAGGUAAUGGAAUCACUUCAUAUACAAAGAGGAGUUCGUCGUGUGCUCUUUAGAACAUCCAACACCGACAAGCGGCUUAUGUUUAAGAAAGAGUUUGAUUCAAGCUUUGCUGGGUUCAUGACCGAUGGGGCUAAAUGGUUGGUUGAGAAUACAGACAUCAAACUUAUUGGGCUUGAUUAUCUUUCAUUUGCUGCUUUUGAGGAAUCACCUGCAACACACAGGGUUAUACUUAAAGGACGGGAUAUAAUCCCAGUGGAAGCGCUGAAGCUGGAUGGUGUGGAGGUAGGAACAUACUCGCUUCAUUGCUUACCGCUGAGAUUAGUUGGAGCGGAAGGAGCACCGACAAGAUGCAUUCUCAUCAAGUGAUUCAGUUCUUCUUCUUCUUCUUCUGUGUAAGUUGUUCAGUAUACCAAACUGAUAAUGAAUAAUAUGCUUCUUACUUUACAAGAUCUCAGAACCCAUGAAGCAGAUGUGAUGAUUCAGUUGUAAAAGGAAGCAUACCUUUAUAAACGUGUGAAUGUAUUAUGUAUGACAGUAUAUUUGUAAUUCUGAAGGACAUGAUAAUAAACCUAGACUGAAACAAACGAAUAAUAUAACCACUUGCAGUGAAUGCAUGAAUCUGAUUAGACGUGCGACCAAAAGUAAAUCAAAGGUAAUCUCAUCUCCAUAUUAUCUGAAACUCUCACUUCACACAACAAAGUAACUGCUGGCCCAAAAGUUUCUGUCUUGCAACAAUAGCAUUCUUCCUCAAGCUCUCUUUAUUGAAUAAAAUCGAAAGAAAAGAAGCAUGCAGGAGUUGAAGCACGUUUUCUUUUUGGACAGGGGAAAAAGGAAACACAAUCUGUGUGUUUUGGUUGUAUUCCAUUAUAUUGAAAGAGACAUGCAAGUCCCAUCUAGCUUGCAAAAAGCUAGCGUACUUAGCACCAAGGAGAAGCCUCUGAAUGCACAAGAGAGCGUUCUCGUGGUUCAU